AUGGCAGGCAAAGAAAAUUACAACAUCAAACAACUAAAAUUAGACCAAAUAAAAGUGCAAACGAACACCCCAGAUACCUAUAGAGAAGUGGUAAAGCUACUAAAGGAAAAAAACGCCGGAUACCACACCUACCAAUUGAAAUCGAAUAAAAGCUACAAAGUAGUAAUCAGAGGAUUACACCCAAGAACAAACACAAGCAACAUAUGUAACGAACUAGUCAAAAUCGGACACCAGGACGUCGAAAAACUGGGAAUGCAAUUGGGUUUCACUUUUGGAGGAAGAAAUUUCCAUAAUGUGUCACUGGGUCAAGGCCAAGAACCCAUAGCGCAAGAAGCCAUAGAACUUUCGGCGAACGAAGGCCACUGGGUAAUUUUGCAAAAUGUCCAUUUAGUGAGGAAAUGGUUGCCUACUUUAGAAAAAAAGAUGGAACAAUGCUUGGAGAAUCCACACGAUGACUAUCGAUUGUUCAUUAGUGCGGAACCCAGUCCUGAUCCUCAUGAAUCAAUAAUACCUCAGACAAUAAUUUAUUUUAUACAUUUAUUAGGGUUUUUAACACAAACUGUGGAAAAUUUGUUUAAAACGUUAUUGGGUAUACUAACAAGAACUGCCAGCGAUACAACAAGCGGAGAUAUUUCGAAAGAAGACAAAAUAAAAGGACAAAUAGAAGACUUAUUGGACAAACUACCAGAAGAAUUUAACAUGCUAGAACUUUAUAGCAAGGUGGAAGAUCGUACACCAUUUGUCACAGUAGCUUUACAAGAGUGCGAACGAAUGAAUCUACUGUGUGAAGAACUUAGAAGAUCCCUGCAAGAAUUAGAAUUAGGCUUAAAAGGAGAAUUAACUAUUAAUCCUGAGAUGGAAGAUCUACAAAAUUAUAUAAUGAUGGAUGCUGUUCCGCCGUCUUGGACAAAAAGAGCUUACCCUUCAGAAUUAGGAUUAAACAGUUGGUUCACGGAUAUGUUGUAUCGAAUAAAUGAAUUAUCUAAUUGGACUGCAGAUUUUAACUUACCAGCGUCGGUAUGGCUAGGUGGUUUUUUCAAUCCUCAAUCAUUUCUAACUGCAAUUAUGCAACAAACCGCACGCAGAAAUGAAUGGCCAUUGGACAAAAUGUGUUUAUAUUGCGAAGUACUGAGAAAAACCAAAGAAGAAGUCACAUCAGCACCAAGAGAAGGCGCAUAUAUAAACGGAUUGUACAUGGAAGGUGCACGGUGGGACGUUCAAGCAGGAUGUAUCAUGGACUCUCGAUUUAAAGAAUUGUUUCCAUUAUUACCAAUAAUGUAUAUUAGGGCGAUUACACAGGACAAACAAGAUUUAAAGAAUAUGUAUGAAUGCCCUGUGUAUAAAACACGAUCACGAGGUCCUACUUACGUGUGGACGUUCAAUUUAAGAACUAAGGAGAGAGCUAGUAAGUGGAUUCUUGGUGGAGUGGCAAUUCUAUUACAAAUAUAAUUUUAUAAAUUAAAUUAUGGUCUAAAUAUGCAAUUAAAAUAAAGAUUUUCGAAAUUGACAAA
Messenger RNA from Bombus pascuorum, 1511 nucleotides. Its product is annotated as dynein beta chain, ciliary-like. Gene Ontology annotation, molecular function: minus-end-directed microtubule motor activity; dynein intermediate chain binding; dynein light intermediate chain binding. Gene Ontology annotation, biological process: microtubule-based movement. Gene Ontology annotation, cellular component: dynein complex. Lineage: Eukaryota; Metazoa; Arthropoda; Insecta; Hymenoptera; Apidae. The record is from RefSeq and is a predicted model, not a curated record. The coding region runs from base 1 to 1449 and encodes 482 amino acids. The transcript has 8 exons.